AUGUCCAAUCUCCAAGAGGAAGUAGCGGCAGAAUGCGUCCUCGUUGGUGAAGGCAGAGCAGACCUCGCAGGCAUCGGUAUCAUCGUCGGUUUCGUCGGCCAAGCCACGAUAUCACUGUGUCUUGCUCUCUGGGCCUUCUUCUUCUCUCAAAGCGGCUUCUUCGAUGGAAAUCAUCCUCGAGGGAGCAUUGAGUCUGCGAUUGAGCAGAAGCGGCUUGAGUGUGUGUCGGACAUACUCAUGGUCGGCAAUGACAUUCAGAUGGUCAUUGGAACGUCGUACAUGAUUUCUGUGUUUGCAUUGGGCACCAGUAUCGACACGUACCACUUACAUCUUGUGUUUGACAUUGUCAGCUUCGUCGGAGUCUCCAGCGCCGCCGCCCUCGUAUGCUGGACCUACUGCAACGUUCGACUCCAUCGCUCAGCCGCCCCCAAAGACUUGUCCACUCAUCUUCUCUCCCGUUACUUCACCAUCCUCCGCUCCGCUCACUUCACCCCUCGCCAUCGCGCCACCUAUCUCUUUGCCGUAUUGUACCUCGCUCUCACUAUCCUCCUCUGCAUCAGCCUCGACAACUGGGCCCCUGACCGCGAGCCCGGCCGCUGCUACUUCACCCACCUCGUCACAACUCCCACUGCGGGCCAUCCGUCCGCCGACAAAAUCUACGUUUCCAUCACCGCUUCUUGGAUGAUCCUCGUCAUGCUCGCUGCUGCCUUUUCUGGUGCCCGCUGGCGCCACUCUAUCCUCAUUCUCGCUUUCUUGCAGUUCCCCGUACAUCUUUAUAUGACACUUGCCCUGCGAUCUGCCAACCAGGGGAAGCUCGAGGGAGAAGCCUAUGAGAACUACUGGGAUUUUGGCCAGACUACCGCCGUCGUAUUGUUUGCCAUGGCCUUACGGGAACUCCUCGACAAGGUUUUCGAGUUUUACUUUUUCGAGCGCGACCUGCGCAAACGAGGUGUCUUGCCUAAGACAACCAGAAGAGAGCGGGUUGAUGGGGAGAAUAGCCACGAGCUCAUGGGGAUCUCUGGCGUAGAGGAAGGGGCGAUAUAUUAUGGUGCGAGUGGUGUCACAAAUGAGGAGCGUUCAGGAGAGAGAACUCCGCUUGCGAUGCCGGCGAUGAAAACGACGAGCUCGGGAAGAUGA
This is a messenger RNA of Trichoderma breve, 1137 nucleotides long. RefSeq lists its product as uncharacterized. The coding region runs from base 1 to 1137 and encodes 378 amino acids. NCBI's taxonomy places the organism in Eukaryota, Fungi, Ascomycota, Sordariomycetes, Hypocreales, Hypocreaceae. The record is from RefSeq and is a predicted model, not a curated record. The transcript is spliced from 3 exons.